CCAGAAUCUCAGGGAUCCAUGCUGGGAUUUCAAUGUUUUUAAAAUAUACAUUGAUGACUUUGAUGAAGGGAGCAGAGGCAUUGCAGCUAAAUUUGUAGAUGACGCCAAAGUGGAUGGAAGAAUUAACCAUUUGGAAAAGAAGCUAAAAACCAUCCAAAGGGAUGCCAAAGACCUCACAGAAACAAACGAAGAGUUGAUUCAGGCCAAACUUUCAUUGCAAAACGCCUAUAGCAAACUUCAGACUGAAUCUGACAACCAAGUUAUCGAAAUAGGAGAACUGAUGAAGGCAAAUCAACAAAUUAUGCGAGAGAAAAAUGAGAUGGCUGCAACGACAGAAGAAUUGAAAACAGAAGCUUCCUCUCUAAAGAGGCAAAUAGCAGACAGAACAAAACUGAAAAAUGAAAAUAAGGAUUUAUUACGGAAAAUACAGGAGCUACAGCAAGCGCUUGAGUCCAAGACUGUUCCCACCAAAGUCAGAACUGCAGAGGGAGCAGGCAACAGCAGCUGUGCAUGCAAAACAGUGGGCUACAACCCCAGAACAAAAAAAAGGAAAAACAUUUCCCUCAAACAGUACCAGCGUUUUCUCAACCGAUCCAUCAAGGAGAUGAGCAGAGUCUUUGAGCACCUCAAUAAGGAUGGAUGGGAAGAUGUAACAGGAGCCAGUGACUCCGAGGAGACUGCUGCUGAGAGUCUUGGAGAAAUGAUAGCAAGGACGGCUCAGGAAAGGACUCCGCCAGCAGCAAGAAAUCCG
Rhincodon typus (whale shark) is the source of this 751-nucleotide messenger RNA. RefSeq names its product centlein-like. Gene Ontology annotation, cellular component: centriole; centrosome. The annotation marks the transcript as partial. NCBI's taxonomy places the organism in Eukaryota, Metazoa, Chordata, Chondrichthyes, Orectolobiformes, Rhincodontidae. The transcript is spliced from 3 exons. The record is from RefSeq and is a predicted model, not a curated record. Gene Ontology annotation, biological process: centriole-centriole cohesion; protein localization to organelle.